AUGCAUUCCCACGCGGUUGCCAUAUUUGCUGCUCUUCCUGCUGUCUUCUGCGGCCUGGCAGGAGCGUCAACCUCCAAUGAUACUCAUUUUGAUGUUUUAGACUACAUCGACCCUCUUAUCGGCACUGCCAAUGGAGGACACGUAUUUCCCGGAGCCAGCCUGCCAUAUGGAAUGGCCAAAGCCGUCGCUGAUGUAAACAAAGAGCUUCAAGGUGGCUUUACGUCUAAUGAUGCCGACAUUACCGGGUUCUCACACAUGCAUGAUAGCGGAACUGGCGGAGGAGCUUCGAUGGGGAACUUCCCGCUGUUCCCACAAACUGGAUGCGAGGGUGAUAUUGUGAACAACUGCUACUUUCCAAAGUCAUUACGGGCUUCUCAGAGGAUCAACGGAACCGUCAUAGCAAGACCGGGCUACUUUGCGAUUUCGAUGAACACUUCAGUGCACGCGGAAAUGACCGUUACUAACCACACUGCCCUGUAUAAGUUUACGUUUCCCACCGAUGGAAGUCCUACGAAGGCUGGUGGAGCUAAAAUGCCAUAUAGCCCAAUAAUUCUUGCUGAUGUAACAGAUUUAGCUGACUCGAGGAGUAAUGGAAGCAUUUCGGUGGACCCAAAGUCGGGGAGGAUAACGGGCUUUGGAACGUUUAAUCCGUCAUUCGGCAUCGGGACUUACAACUCCUACUUUUGCGCUGACUUCGAUGGAGCCCAGGUCCGUGAUACCGGAAUUUUCAUGAAUAACCGCGCCGGAUCUGAACCAAAAUCUCUCAGUUUACCUAGUGACGGUAACAGAGUGCCAGGUGGCGCCUGGGUUCAAUUUCACCGUCCAAAGUCCAACCAGAUCCAGGCCCGAGUCGGCUUGUCCUUUAUCAGCACGUCACAGGCUUGCAAGAAUGCCGAGCGAGAGGUGCCUGAUUUCAACUUUCAGGGUGCGAGAAAAGCAGCAGAAGCUGCAUGGCGAGAAAAAUUGAGCGUCGUCAAAGUCAACAAUGUCGGAGUGUCCAAGUCCUUGCAGAGAACGUUUUGGAGUGGUAUCUAUCGAACCCUUCUCUCCCCACAGGAUUAUACUGGGGAGAAUCCUUUGUGGAAGAGUGACGAACCGUAUUUUGACUCGUACUACUGUAUCUGGGACAGCUUCAGAAGUACUCACCCAUUACUUACUUUGGUUGACCCACGCGCACAAGCGCUAAUGGUUCGAGCACUGAUUGAUGUGUAUCGCCAUGAAGGCAAGCUGCCCGACUGCCGAAUGUCCCUUUGCAAAGGAUUCACUCAAGGUGGAAGUAAUGCGGACAAUUUGCUCGCUGAUUCUUAUCUCAAAGGAUUGAGAGAUGACGAGCCUGCUAUAUGGACUGUCGAGGGUCGUGGCGGACUUCAUAGCUGGAAAACCCUCGGCUAUAUACCGACAGACGACUUUGACCCGUACGGCGUGGGCAUAUUUACUCGAUCCAUCUCUCGAACUAUUGAGUAUUCGUAUAACGACUUUUGUAUCGCAGAAAUGGCCAAAGCAAUGAACAAGACUGCCGAGGCGGAAAAGUAUUUGAAGCGCUCUGCUAAUUGGAAGAAUAUGUUUGACCCAAAAUCUCGCUCGAAACUAAAUACUACUGGAAGCCAUAGCGUUGCAGACUUAGUGGACAGCGGCUUCCAAGGAUUCUUGCAGCCACGAUACCUCAACGGAACGUUUGGAUAUCAGGACCCAGCUAUUUGCACUGAUCUUUACAAUUUCACCUCGUGCUACCUCAACCCAGAUGGACACGAGACCUACGAGGCAGGAUCUUGGCUAUACACAUUCUACGUUCCACACGACCAGGCGACGCUCAUAACAACGCUGGGGGGGCCAACCGAGUUUGUCCGUCGCUUGGAGUUCUUGCACAAUACUCCGGGACUGUUCUACAUCGGUAAUGAACAAUCAUAUCUUCUUUUGUAUCUGUUCCACUUUGUAGGAAAGCCGGGCCUGUCCUCACAGUACGCCCACAAGUACAUACCCAGCGCCUUCAACGACACGCUGCCCGGUAUUCCAGGUAACGAUGAUUCAGGCGCGAUGGGAAGUUUUACGGCAUUAUCUAUGAUGGGCUUAUACCCGAUGAGUGGUCAGGAUGUGUACCUCAUCAUCCCGCCGUUCUUCCCAGAAGUUGCUAUAAAAAAUCCCGUGACGGGAAAGGUGGCAACAAUUAAGAACAUUAACUUUGACCAUGGGUACAAAAACAUUUUUAUCCAGAGCGCGAAGCUGAAUGGAAAGCCGUAUACAAAGUCGUGGGUAACUCAUGAGUUUUUUAACAAUGGUGGACUUCUGGAGUUGACAUUGGGUUCGUCUGAAGGCGGAUGGGGCUCAGGGAAGGAUGAUAUUCCGCCGAGUGCAUCUACGCAUUUCUGGAAUUGA
Molecule: messenger RNA, 2373 nt
Organism: Pochonia chlamydosporia 170
Lineage: Eukaryota; Fungi; Ascomycota; Sordariomycetes; Hypocreales; Clavicipitaceae
Product: alpha-1,2-mannosidase subfamily
Exons: 6
Coding region: 1-2373 (790 amino acids)
Biological process (GO): carbohydrate metabolic process; protein deglycosylation; protein quality control for misfolded or incompletely synthesized proteins
Cellular component (GO): cytosol; nucleus
Molecular function (GO): carbohydrate binding; peptide-N4-(N-acetyl-beta-glucosaminyl)asparagine amidase activity
Source: RefSeq, a predicted model, not a curated record